Molecule: messenger RNA, 1781 nt
Organism: Tribolium madens (black flour beetle)
Lineage: Eukaryota; Metazoa; Arthropoda; Insecta; Coleoptera; Tenebrionidae
Gene: SoxN
Product: transcription factor Sox-3
Exons: 1
Coding region: 75-1085 (336 amino acids)
Biological process (GO): regulation of DNA-templated transcription; cell differentiation; anatomical structure morphogenesis
Molecular function (GO): RNA polymerase II cis-regulatory region sequence-specific DNA binding; DNA-binding transcription factor activity, RNA polymerase II-specific
Source: RefSeq, a predicted model, not a curated record
GAGUAGCGUGGAGGUGAUUCGUGUUCGUGUAGUGUGCAGUGAAAACCAGCAAACUGUUCGCGCCGACGGAAGACAUGUUGACGAUGGAAACGGACCUCAAAGGGGGCAGUUUGCACGCGACGAUGCCGCCGCACCACGCUAUACAAUCGUACGGGUCGCUGGCCCCCAUGCACAUGGGCCAACACCCCCAUCAGAUGCACCAUCAGCCCCAACCACCCCAGCCGCCGCCGCAGCUGCACCACCAUCAACCAUCAGCCACCCAACACCAGACCCAGAACAACAACAACAAUAAUACUAAAUCGCAGAACAUGGAAAGAGUCAAAAGGCCAAUGAAUGCGUUCAUGGUGUGGUCAAGGGGGCAACGACGGAAAAUGGCCCAGGAAAACCCCAAAAUGCACAAUUCGGAAAUCUCGAAACGGUUAGGGGCCGAAUGGAAACUACUGAGUGAAGCUGAAAAACGGCCCUUCAUAGACGAAGCUAAACGUUUGAGGGCCGUUCAUAUGAAGGAGCACCCGGAUUAUAAGUAUCGGCCGAGAAGGAAGACUAAGACACUCCUGAAGAAGGAUAAAUACCCCUUGGGGACGUCUAGUUUGAUCCCGACUAGUGACCCGACGCGGACGGCGCCCUCAGCGGUCCAACAGGUGUCCAGUCGGGACAUGUACCAGAUGCCCAAUGGGUACAUGCCCAAUGGGUACAUGAUGCACGACCCGGGGGCCUACCAGCAGCAGUACACGGGGUCCAACUACGGCCGCUACGACAUGUCGCAGAUGCAGUACAUGAACGGUUACGGUUAUGGGGCCACUGUGCCCCAGAGUGCCGGCUCCCCCUACGGCAUGCAGCAGACGUCGUCGCACAGCCCCUCCGGGUCCAGCAUAAAGUCGGAGCCGGUGUCGCCGAGUUCGGGGCUGCACACGCCGACGCCGGGCGUGAAACGGGAGUACGGCCAGCAGCCGCAGCCCCAGGGGGACCUCCGCCAGAUGAUCUCCAUGUACCUGCCCACCGAUGGCUCCCAACACAUGCAGCAGUAUAGUGCGUCGCCGGACCCGCUCGGGCCGGGGCCCUUGGCGCCCCUCGCGCACAUGUGAGAGCCGCUGUUCGAACUCGACGGUGGUGACUGAUGAUAAAAAGUGUAAAUAGUUGAUGCGAAUUUUGGUUCCUUAACCAUCUACAGUAUUGUUAUAUUUGUAAGGAUGCGGCCGUUCAUUUUGCUGUAAGUGGUCUAGUACAAACAAACUUUUCCUAUUUCUCGAUUCUCACGCUCACGCAAAAUGAAACCGUCGCCAUUUAUUUAGUUCACACUGUAUAUAGUCAUUCAAACGCGUUUUGUAUAGAACAUCACGAAGGUUCACUACCAAAAAUUUUGUAAAUAGGGCCCAGGAGACGUGCCCGGAAUCACCGGACAAGUCUCUCUUAGGUUUUUUGACAAACGAUCCCAGUGUCUCUUCCGCAUCUCAUAUUUAGUGUAAAUAUUUAUUAAACUCUUAGAUUUUUGCCACUUGGACGAAGAGAGCACUAUCGGUUUGUUCUUGUUGGUUAUUCUCUAUUAUUAUUAUUUUUUUUUAUAUUUUUUGUUUGUUCAUUCUUCCGGUGCGCGAAACAUUUGUUACUCGAAAAAUCAAACAUUUUUUAAUUGUGAUGUCGGCCUGAGAAAGAAAUGAACAUUUCAAAUUUAUCAUCACAGCUUUGUACAUAUUAAUUUUAAGUUACUUUUUUCAAUGUACAGUGUGUUUACAAUUAUUAGUCAAUGGAACGAAAAUGUGAAUAUAUGAGAUUGACAAGUU